Messenger RNA from Mesorhabditis spiculigera, 699 nucleotides. NCBI's taxonomy places the organism in Eukaryota, Metazoa, Nematoda, Chromadorea, Rhabditida, Rhabditidae. The record is from the annotation of a GenBank genome assembly.
AUGCUUCGUUCGGUUCGACCCGUCGGCCUCCUGCGGGCAGUUCACACGAAGUCGAAAGCCGACCCGGUCGACCUGAAAUUCUCGCCGCUGACGGCGGACGACUACGACGUCGCCUUCAACGCGUGCAACUAUGACUAUGCUGGCGCUGAGCCGAUGGCCAGGGCUCUCGGGCUCGGGCCCGACAAAACGGCCGGCUAUGUCGAUUACGUGGUCCGGGCGGCGAUCGCCGAUGGUUACAGCUUCAAGGCCACGGAUCUGAAGUCGGGGAAGCACGUCGGGUUCGCGCUGUGUUCUGUCGAGCCGACCACCAAGAAAAUCGACCAGGCCGCACUGCAUGAUGCUUUCCUGCCGUUGUUCAACAUCUACAGCAAGUGCAACGCGAUUUUUGAUGAGUGGAAUGCGGCCGAGGGGAAAUGGAAUAAGUGGCUGAGCUAUAACAUUGCCUGGAUCGCGCCAGACUACCGCGGCAACCACUCCCUCUCGCGCCACAUCAGCACCACCGGGCUUGAUGUCGCCAAGCUUAAACAAGAAGGCAUCGGCGGUAUGAAGGGCGUGAGCGUCACCAAGGCCGUCCUCAAGGUGGCCAAGCGCAACGGCUGGCAGGCUGUCGGCACCGUGCCUCGAGCAGAAUACAUCGUCCAUCGCGUCCCGCUCCCCAACGACGGCUUCAUGGCCACGACAAUCGUGAAGCCGCUUGAA